CGCUUUGAAUCGUUCAGUUUUGAUCUGUACUUCGGCGCGGCUAUACACAACAAUCGAAUCCUGAUGGCAAAGAGCCAAAGUGUACCCUUUCUGCUGUUGGUAGUUGUGCUGUGUAGAGUGAAUGCACUACCCGUGACUGCAUAUUACAAGGAUAAAGGAUAUGUCGCGGUGUCUGUCGAGCCGAGAGAUAUUCUCGAACGGAAAUUAGCGAAUUCAUUCGCGUUAAAGCUCGAAGACUGCAUACGCAAUGUGGGUAUUGAUUCGCGCAUGCCAGCAAUAGUAUGCAAAAGCAAUUCGUUCAGCACGAUUGAUCGUCAGAGUAGUGGACAGGAAGCGGUUGCGUUAACAACAGUGGAUCGUCAAAACGUUCGGGAUUCAGACGAUCCAGAGCAGGCCCCAACAGAGGAACCAGAAGUGACCGAGGAACCACCGGUGACUGAGGAACCAGAAGUGACCGAGGAACCACCGGUCACUGAGGAACCGGAAGUAACCGAGGAACCACCGGUGACUGAGGAACCAGAAGUGACCGAGGAACCACCGGUGACUGAGGAACCGGAAGUAACCGAGGAACCACCGGUAACCGAGGAACCGGAACUAACCGAGGAACCACCGGUGACUGAGGAACCGGAAGUAACCGAGGAACCACCGGUGACUGAGGAACCAGAAGUGACCGAGGAACCACCGGUAACCGAGGAACCAGAAGUGACCGAGGAACCACCGGUAACCGAGGAACCGGAAGUAACCGAGGAACCACCGGUAACUGAGGAACCGGAAGUAACCGAGGAACCACCGGUGACUGAGGAACCAGAAGUGACCGAGGAACCACCGGUCACUGAGGAACCGGAAGUAACCGAGGAACCAGAAGUGACCGAGGAACCACCGGUAACCGAGGAACCGGAAGUAACCGAGGAACCACCGGUGACUGAGGAACCAGAAGUAACCGAGGAACCACCGGUGACUGAGGAACCAGAAGUGACCGAGGAACCACCGGUGACUGAGGAACCGGAAGUAACCGAGGAACCACCUGUAACGCAGGAACCGGAAGUGACCGAGGAACCGGAAGUAACCGAGGAACCACCGGUGACUGAGGAACCAGAAGUGACCGAGGAACCACCGGUAACCGAGGAACCAGAAGUGACCGAGGAACCACCGGUAACUGAGGAACCGGAAGUAACCGAGGAACCACCGGUCACUGAGGAACCGGAAGUAACCGAGGAACCAGAAGUGACUGAGGAACCGGAAGUAACCGAGGAACCGGAAGUAACCGAGGAACCGGAAGUGACCGAAGACCCAGAGGUUACCGAGGACCCAGAGGUGACGCCAACAGAGGACCCAGAAGUAACCUCCGGUGGGAACGAAACACCGCCCCCGAUAACAACCAUAGAUCCAGAAUCGACUACACGAGGUUUGGGAAAUUCACUUGGAACAUCAUGGGCGUUACUGUUCCUAAUAGCCAGUAGUUUUGUGAUGUUGAAUUUCUCGUGAUACCCGCGAAGCGAAGCAUAAAAGAGAGACAGCCCCUACGAUCAGUUUAUCAUCACCGCUGCCCGUUGCAGCUCAAUCAACCGAUUUAUCUAUCUGUGCUGAUCCUAGACCACCCGCCAGUUCCUACGCUGCGUAGUUUGAAAGAAGAUCCCAAAAAGUGACCUUUCUUUCUCUCUCUCUCUCUCUCUCUCUCUC
Molecule: messenger RNA, 1680 nt
Organism: Anopheles aquasalis
Lineage: Eukaryota; Metazoa; Arthropoda; Insecta; Diptera; Culicidae
Product: serine-aspartate repeat-containing protein I-like
Source: RefSeq, a predicted model, not a curated record